This is a messenger RNA of Trematosphaeria pertusa, 1857 nucleotides long. Its product is annotated as Pkinase-domain-containing protein. Gene Ontology annotation, molecular function: ATP binding; cyclin-dependent protein serine/threonine kinase activity. Bases 1 to 1857 code for a protein of 618 amino acids. The record is from RefSeq and is a predicted model, not a curated record. NCBI's taxonomy places the organism in Eukaryota, Fungi, Ascomycota, Dothideomycetes, Pleosporales, Trematosphaeriaceae. Gene Ontology annotation, biological process: protein phosphorylation. Gene Ontology annotation, cellular component: nucleus; cytoplasm. The transcript is spliced from 3 exons.
AUGUCCCGAGUGUCACGGCGGGAGCACCAAUCACUAUUUUCGCGGGCCAAAGCCCAGUGUACUCCGUUUGCGGUCCGUCCCGAGCGACUGGCCGAGUGCAUCCCACGUCCUGGCCUUCUCCUUGAAAAGAUUCAGGCUGGGCUUGCUGGUAAUGGGGCUUUCAAGAACAACCCGCAGCUGGAUCCUUACACCAAUCGCGAGACAGGAAACGAAGGCAAACACCUGGGCAGACUACAGCGUGAUAUCGGUUCAUGCUCUCCCCCACUAAGUCGCUAUGGGAAUCUCGUCGGAGGCAUCCCGCUUUUUGGCAAUGGCGUUCCUGAAGGACCCCUAGGGCUGGAAAGAGGCCAAUGUGGGAUUUCACUAUGCUUGGAUAUUCCCGUCAAGGCUCGUGAAGGCUGGCGCGUGAAGGAGCGUCGGCAGCGCGUGGUCAGGCGCUACGAGGUCUCUUGUUCCGCGCCCAGGCUUCAUUUGCCGCCCCACAAGCUACGACUCAUCGCCCUCUGCAGCAUCCCAGCGCCAGCGCCAGCGCCAGCGGUAUUCCAGCUCCUCGCUAUCAAUAACUCGCUGCACUUCUAUUUAGGCCCUCUCUCUCGCCUUGGGGACGCGCUCCCCUCAUCGCUCUCCACCGCCAAAACGGCCCAACCAAAUUCUUCCCCCGAACCCGCUCGCUCUACCCCGCCGCAGCUACGCAUCGCCAACCAACUCACCACCGCCAGCGCAAUUCUCUGGGACCCCAAAUACACGACUCGCCCGCCGCCAGGAAAACUCAGGCCGACGCACGCAGGCACCCUCUCAGUCGCAAACCGCACCGACUCGACCAUCAGCGUGCGAAAUCUCGGCGGCGGCCAGACGGUUCCUGCUGCAUCCACCAUGGACAACCGCAGGCACCCCAGCUCCUUCCAGCAGCUGGAGAAGCUGGGAGAGGGCACCUAUGCAACUGUGUUCAAGGGCCGGAACCGCCAAACGGGCGAGCUCGUCGCGCUCAAAGAGAUCCACCUCGACUCCGAAGAAGGCACUCCCUCCACUGCGAUCCGUGAGAUAUCCCUUAUGAAGGAAUUGAAGCACGAAAACAUCGUCCUUCUCCACGAUGUCAUCCACACCGAGAAUAAGCUCAUGCUCGUCUUCGAGUACAUGGACAAGGACCUGAAGCGAUACAUGGACUCCCGCGGCGACCGAGGCGCCCUGGACCCUCCUACCAUCAAGUCUUUCAUGUACCAGCUACUCCGCGGAAUUGCUUUUUGCCACGAGAACCGCGUCCUGCACCGCGAUCUUAAGCCCCAGAACCUGCUCAUCAACAACCGUGGACAGCUGAAGCUGGCUGACUUCGGUCUUGCCCGCGCCUUCGGUAUUCCGGUGAACACCUUUUCGAACGAGGUCGUUACGCUGUGGUACCGUGCGCCCGACGUCCUGCUGGGAAGUCGCACCUAUAACACAAGCAUCGACAUCUGGUCCGCAGGCUGCAUCAUGGCCGAGAUGUACACGGGCCGGCCGCUUUUCCCCGGAACAACGAAUGAAGAUCAGCUGCAGAAGAUCUUCAGGCUAAUGGGCACGCCGUCGGAACGAUCGUGGCCCGGUAUUUCCCAGUUUCCGGAGUACAAGGGCAACUUCCCCGUCUUCGCAACGCAGGAUCUCCGCCUCAUUCUCCCCCAGAUCGACCAGGUCGGCCUGAACCUCCUCAACAGCAUGCUCCAGCUCCGACCCGAGAUGCGGAUAUCCGCCUCAGCAGCUCUGAAUCAUCCCUGGUUCAACGACUUGCCGCAGCGACAGCAACAACAUGCGCACGCCAUGGCAGCCGCGCAGGCGCAGGCACAGCAAGCCCAAAUGGGCUACCAAGUCCCACAAGGUGCUUAUUGA